UCUCCGCCUAGAGACUAGAAAGAGUGAAAUGGCCGCACGCAGACACUCUCUCAAGCGUCCAACGAAAGUCUUGAAGAGUGCGGAAGAAGAAUGAAAUCAAGCAUUCAGAAUAGUAUCGCAAAAGCCAUAUCGAUCCGGAAACUUGUCAUAAAGCCAACGGACAUUGGCUUUGAAGGCGCAUCGAUAGUACUGGCAGUCAUCAGGAGAAUGAUGAUGAGGGCCUUGGCACUGGUCCAAGUAAUCAUCCUCGCCGUUGUCAUCAAGUGGUGGAACAUAAAACGGCCGUCUGGCCGGAUCGGACAAACAUGCGGAACACCAGACGCUCACUAGUACAGGACGAUAUCGAAUGACAGGCGUCCCCCUGGCUGCGGCCUAGAUACAAGUCAGCAGUUGCUCAAUACAGAAUGUUCCAGGA
Messenger RNA from Hyaloscypha bicolor E, 415 nucleotides. RefSeq lists its product as uncharacterized. Bases 91 to 330 code for a protein of 79 amino acids. The transcript has a single exon. The record is from RefSeq and is a predicted model, not a curated record. NCBI's taxonomy places the organism in Eukaryota, Fungi, Ascomycota, Leotiomycetes, Helotiales, Hyaloscyphaceae.